This is a messenger RNA of Pelmatolapia mariae (spotted tilapia), 3610 nucleotides long. RefSeq names its product opsin 4xa (gene opn4xa). NCBI's taxonomy places the organism in Eukaryota, Metazoa, Chordata, Actinopteri, Cichliformes, Cichlidae. The record is from RefSeq and is a predicted model, not a curated record. Gene Ontology annotation, cellular component: plasma membrane. The coding region runs from base 20 to 1282 and encodes 420 amino acids. Gene Ontology annotation, biological process: G protein-coupled receptor signaling pathway; phototransduction; cellular response to light stimulus. Gene Ontology annotation, molecular function: G protein-coupled photoreceptor activity. The transcript has 10 exons.
GCUUUCUGGAGAAAACGAAAUGGACGUGGAGCGUGGCUUCUAUCAGCUGGUGGAGGUCCAGGACCACGUUCACUACAUCUUUGCUUUCGUUGUUUCUGUGAUUGGAACAGUGGGCGUUACCGGGAACGCCUUGGUCAUGUAUGCCUUUUACUGCAACAAGAAGCUGCGGACGCCCCCCAACUUCUUCAUCAUUAACCUGGCAGUCAGUGACUUCCUCAUGGCAAUUACACAAUCACCCAUCUUCUUUGUCAACUCCCUUUACAAGGGUUGGAUUUUUGGUGAAACAGGAUGUAAAAUAUAUGCCUUCUGUGGUGCUUUAUUUGGAAUCACCUCAAUGAUAAACCUUCUGGCCAUCUCUAUAGACCGCUAUGUUGUUAUCACCAAACCUCUGCAGGCAUUACAAUGGACCUCCGCGAGACGCACUUACCUCAUUAUUGCCCUCGUGUGGCUAUAUUCAUUAGCCUGGAGCCUCGCACCACUCUUAGGAUGGAGUUCAUAUAUACCAGAAGGUCUGAUGACCUCGUGCACAUGGGACUAUGUGACCUCCACUCCAGCCAAUAAAAGUUACACUUUGAUGUUGUGCUGCUUCGUAUUCUUCAUCCCUCUUGGCAUUAUAUCCUACUGUUACCUCUGCAUGUUCCUAGCAAUUCGCCAAGCAAGCAGAGAUGUGGAGCAGUUGGGCAAUCAAGUGAGGAAGUCAACACUGAUCCAACAGCACUCCAUCAAAACUGAAUGGAAGCUAGCCAAGAUUGCUUUUGUGGUCAUCAUAGUGUUUGUGCUUUCUUGGUCCCCCUAUGCAUGUGUCACCCUCAUAGCAUGGGCUGGAUAUGGAGGCAUUCUCAGCCCUUAUUCCAAAGCCGUCCCAGCUGUUAUAGCCAAGUCAUCAGCCAUAUACAAUCCUGUAAUCUAUGCCAUAAUUCACUCAAAAUACAGGAUCACCCUUGCAGAAAAAGUACCCUGCUUGCACUUCCUAGCCCAUGCUCGCAGGAAAGACUGCAUAUCAGUAUCGCUUAGCGAAUCCUCCUUAAGGGACUCCGUGCUGAGUAGACAGUCAUCAGACUCCACAUCCAAGCUGCACAUAGUGUCCUCCAUUACAACAACUGACACGCAUGUUUGGAAUGAUGUGGAGCUGAAUCCUAUUGAUCAGAGUCAUACUUUGGGAUCCAGCUAUUCCCUUGGAACUCUGAGGGAUAGAGAGUGUCAGUCAUUGACUAAACACACAAAAAGAAAGAAAAGCCGAAGCCAGGAACAGCUAAGAGCAAGGUUCAGUGAACAGUUGUGAUCACGAUCUAUUGACUGAGUCAGUUAAAAGACUUCUAUUGCAUAUUGGAAGGAAGAGGAAUACGGACAAUCUGGAAUCAGCCAAAGAAAUGUAAAGAUGGGUAUGAUAAGAGUUUAGACAAGAAGAAAAAAAAAGCACAAAAAAUAGAGAAGGAAAAUGAUGAUGAUGAUGAAGUCCUCAUCCAGCCACACUUUGGAUAAAUGUUGAGCAAGAAAAAUCCAGUGUAAUCUUCACACUCAAUUUCAAAGACUAAUGUUUGGAGGAAGGCUGUUUUGAGAAAAAUAAAUGGAGUUACACAAAGCAGACAGAGAGAACUGUGAAUUGACUUAUGGUUCAGCAACACUAGCGUAAAAAUAGGAUGUCAACCUUCUUGCAACUAACUUGCUAAACUCAACAGUUACCCAGUAACUGCAAAGCAAAGAAACAAUUGCAAGUAGUUACAGCCACUAACUAGUCAACCAGAGGUUGAGUGCUUAACAGUCUUAACCUCUGGGCAACCAGUUUUGACCACAAGGCAAUUACACGGGUCACAUUGUAGGAGGAACCUGUCUCCAAACAACUGUGAUCUGACUUGAAUUGACUGCAAUCGCCAAGGUUUGCAAAUAACUGCCGUGUCAUUUAUAAAUGCAAACAGAUCGCCAACGUGCUGCAAUCAAGUCUGUGCUGAUGAGCACAACUUGUAACAGUGGACACCAACUAAACUGGGUGCCAAAUGGUUGUAUUCUGGCUAUUUUCCAAUAACAAAGUUGCAGAGCACCAAAGACAUUUUGCAGUUAAAUUACAGUCACAAUUGUGCAACCAUGUUCAGUUAAUUAAUGUGCGAAGAUUUCUUUCAAAAACAGUAGCUUGUUAAAUGUUAAAGAGAUGCACCAAUCCAGCGCUUGGAUCAGAUAUUUGUCCGAUCAUGAUUCAAAAAGCUGGAGCAGAAAUAAGUGGCAUGAUUCAAUUGAUUUGACUUGAUUUGAUUCAGUGUUGCACUGCCAUAACCAUGCCACUACUCAAUAGCAGGCCAGAGGUUGCUAGCGGUUGCAGCAACAUGUUUUCUUUGUAUGUUUGCACUAUUUCUUGACAAAAUGUGGUCAAGUGAAAUACCACAAUUGUAGGUCUUUGACAUCGUUGCUUUCCCUGUUGGCGUCUCUCUGUCUCUUGCUUUCACAUUAUAUUCAAUGUAACACUCGUUGGGCAAUUUCAUUGCAGGCUUUCAUUGUAGUCACUUAAUAUUAUCUCAGUCUCUUGCCAGCUCCACUCCACAACUGACACACAAGUGCACAGUUAGAGCAAGAAAAUGAGAACCUUGUGCAACUCUGAAUAAUAGCAGCAUAUAACAAUGCCUCUCACUAAGCUAAAAUAAGACAAGACCAUAUAUGUAAAAACAAACAAACAAACAAACAAAACAAAAAAACGUACUUUGUUUCCCAUUGCCAUUUAAUAAGCUGUUAAUAUAUGCAUUACAGUACAUUUAGAGCCAGGAUAUAUCAUUUUAAUAAAAAAUGUAAUAAUAUUUCUCAAUCUCUUUCUCAGAGUGAGGAAUACAGCUUGCCAAUUUAACAUCAGCAUCAGAUAUUUGGUAUAUUUGGCAUCAGUAGAUAUCCAAAGCCACUGUGCUGGUAUUGUAUUCAAACUGGGAAAACGCUGGAUAGGUGCAUAGUUAAGGAUGUUCUUUGUCUGCGUGUGCGUGUGUGUGUUUGUGUCCGAGGACUUGUUUAUUAUCAUCUUGUUGUAAGGACGCUGAGGAUUGUCUCUUUUUAAAACAGCACUGAAUGAGGAAGCUAAUUGUAUCCAUUUGUUUACAUUAUAACUAAGGCUACAUGUAUUUAUAUGCCUCAGUAAAAUAUGAUCACUGCUGUAUUUCAUGUAAAAGUCUGUUCUAUAUUGUAUUAUUUAGAAGGUUAAAUAUAUUUGUUUAUAAUGAGUGUUGCUCAUCGUUGAACUGAUUUGAUUGCAUUAAAGACACUGAAUAACAAGAAUACAUUUUGUAUUUGUUGACACGUGCUCUAAGUUUUUGUGAUCCCGCAGAUUAGGAUUUUUACAACCUAAGACUGGGAAGACAGUGACACGGUUAGUCUGCAACUCAACAUUUAUCUGAAACAGAAAGCAUUCUGAUCCAACUUGGAUCACAGUCAGAUCAAAAUGUUCUUGUACCGCUUUUAUUCACUGGAAGUAUUUUGGGAACUAUUUUUAUUAUGAAGCAUUGUGCAAGUCAAAGUAUGUGAAUUUAUGUGCAAAAGACACAACAAAUACACCGUUUUGUCAGUACAUGUUCUCAGGCAUAGAACUGUCACAAUCACUGACAUGCAUCGAGUCUUUGUUCACAUACUUAUGUGUGUA